This is a messenger RNA of Rotaria socialis, 1836 nucleotides long. The record is from the annotation of a GenBank genome assembly. NCBI's taxonomy places the organism in Eukaryota, Metazoa, Rotifera, Eurotatoria, Philodinida, Philodinidae.
AUGGUUGAACACAUCAUGAAAUUUAUCAAGGAUCUACAAAUAAAGGACGAUAGUAUAAAUACUUCGAAUGAUAAUGAACUAUCUCAUCAUCAUAAAGUGCCACGUGUCCUCGGUGAUCUCGAUUGGAAUGAUAUAACAGACAUGAUACAUAACCUGGAUUCACACACUGAAAUGAGUGACAAUGCUCGUCAAGAAGCUCAACAACAUAAACAAACAAUUUUAUCGAUACAAUCUAAUUUAGCUAAAGAAAAACGUAUUAUGCGUGCAUCGUACAAAGGCUAUUCAUUUCAUACAUAUGCAGCAAAACGAUUUCAACAAAAAGCAUCGAAUUAUAUUAAAACAACAGGCAUCUACAAUAUGAUCAAUGAAGUCGAUCGAACAAAUCCAGAAGUUAGUCAACAAUGUUUAAACAACAUUAUAAAAGAUAUUGAAAUGACAUUGAAUACGUUACUUGGUUCGAAAUUGAUUACGGAUCCUCAAUAUUUACUUAUGUAUCCGCAACUACGAUCAACUAUACGAUUAAAUUAUUUACAUUUCGUACCAGAUACGUGCAAGGACCACAAACCACUUCAACCUAUUAUCAUAUGCAAAAAUGGUCCAACCUGGAACCUCACAUUGUAUCUUAGUAAUAUCCUUUGGUCGAUGUUUAAUCAAAUAACAGGUUGUAGAAAAUUUUCGAGUGGCGAUGAUAUUGUCUAUACUUUGGAACAAUAUGUUAAAGAUGGUUAUCUUCUACGAACCACUCAAUUCGGAACGUUUAAUAUUAAUGAAAUUACCUUAAAAUUUUCUCAUGAAAUGGCUAUUAAAGCACUGGAAACGUUCCUUGGCCUUUACGGAUCUCAAUUACAAACAAUUAGUGAAGGCUUAACAAAUGAAACGAUUCUGCAACUAGUUCGUCUUGUUUUACGAAAUCAAUUUUUCAUUUAUGAAAACAAACUUUAUCAACAAGUUUAUGGCAGUGCUUCCGGAUCAUUGAUGACAAUUCCAUUGGUUUGUAUCUAUUUAUUCUUUGGUCAAUCAUCUUCAUUAGUACAAACAUUAAUGAAUAAGAAAAAAGAAGUAUUUGGCAGAUAUCGCGAUGACUUCAUUUUGACAUGGAAUAACUGGACAGGAAAACAUCAGUUGUUGUCGAAUGGAUUCAUAAUCAAUCAACAACAUCCGAAAAUUGCAUCGUUACCGAUUUCGAUUGGAACUACAAUACGUCUACUUGAUCUCGAAUUAGGACAUAAUCAUAAUGGUUGUCUGCUUACAAAAAUCUAUCGUGCUCCAAAGACAGAUGGAUUCGAAAUACCAAACAAAUUCGAUUAUGGCACAUCUGAACCGUCAAAUUUAUUAAAAUUAGCACUUCGACAUGCUGUAAAAUGCUGUUCACAUGAGAAAUAUUUUCAAUGUGAACGUACUCAUAUUGAAUUAUCUCAUUUAGUCCAUGGUUUUUCAGCUGAUUUUAUCGAUAAAUGCAUUGCAGAAUUUUAUAAUGAAUUCGGUAUUAAAACCAAUCGUGAUCAUCGAAACGAAAACAUACCCUAUGAUACUCUUCGACAACGUAUUCUCGACAAUUAUAAACAACAACUAAUAUUGAUGGAAGAACAAAAACAACAACAACGGCAACAAAAUAUCAUACGUGUUCCAUAUCCAAGCGAUUGGGAUGCACAAGUGCCGAUCAACAUGAAAAAUGAUGUUCUUAAUAUUUUGAAAUCUUGUUCGACGAAUAAAAAUGCAUUCGAUGAUAUGAAAUUCGAAUUCGUGCCACGUCCACAAACACCAUUGACUAUUAAUGAUUAUUUAGUUGAUAAACGACCACCGCUUUGUUUGUUAACAUUACCAAACGAUGCAUAG